AUGCAUUUUAUUGCAGAAUUUGCAGAAAGCACUUAUGAAACAAUUUUGGAAACAGUUUUCACCAAUUCAUCUGAUCUGUUCUCGAAUGAAUCGUUUCCAAAAUUCUCAAUUGACAAGGAUAUGCGAAAGAGCAUCUCAGAACAGUGUGCCAGAGAGGAGAAAAUCCACAAUCUUUACAAACUUGUACAGAAUCGAAUUGGUGAUAUAUUACCAAAACGAUGGUUGUCGCAACAUUUACAAUCAUGUCAUCCUCCCAGUCGGGAUCCGGGACCAAAGCGAAUAGUAAAUCAAGCAUUGUGUCAGACUGAGCGUACUGUUGUUCAUCUCAAUGACGAAAAUUUCGAAUUCUUUCCUCCUUUUUACAGCGAAAUACGUUGCAAAGUCCCUAAACGUGAUGGAGAUAGUGGAAACAAAAAGGAACAUACGUGUUUACGUGGUACGUUACGCUGUGUGCAACGCUACGAGGAUCGGAUUUUUGCACGUCGACAACGAGGCGAUAUUGAGUAUAAUCAGCACAAAAUUUCGAAGAUACCGAGCGCAUGUGAUUGUAUGUGGCCAGUGGAUAUAUAUGGAAAGAUUAAACAUGAAAAUUUUAAAAUUUAA
Molecule: messenger RNA, 603 nt
Organism: Acanthocheilonema viteae
Lineage: Eukaryota; Metazoa; Nematoda; Chromadorea; Rhabditida; Onchocercidae
Source: the annotation of a GenBank genome assembly